Aspergillus ochraceoroseus IBT 24754 is the source of this 1128-nucleotide messenger RNA. Its product is annotated as snoRNA-binding rRNA-processing protein IMP4. Gene Ontology annotation, molecular function: snoRNA binding; rRNA primary transcript binding. Gene Ontology annotation, cellular component: nucleolus; Mpp10 complex; small-subunit processome. NCBI's taxonomy places the organism in Eukaryota, Fungi, Ascomycota, Eurotiomycetes, Eurotiales, Aspergillaceae. Gene Ontology annotation, biological process: rRNA processing. The transcript is spliced from 2 exons. Bases 27 to 926 code for a protein of 299 amino acids. The record is from RefSeq and is a predicted model, not a curated record.
AUUCAUUCUUGAGUACAAAGGACAAAAUGCUUCGCCGUCAAGCUCGUGAACGUCGAGACUAUCUCUAUCGGAGGGCUCUGCAACUCCGCGAUGCCUCCAUCGCCGAGAAGCGAGCGCAGCUGAAGGAGUCGCUGGCCACUGGAAAACAACUCGACCCGUCGAUAGCAAAUGACAAGAGCCUCCGUGAAGACUACAAAUACGAUGAAUCACUACCAACAGCUGAUAAGAAGAACAAGGACUCCGAUCUCUUGGAUCUGGAUGAUGAAUACGCACUUACCUCCGGAAUCGUCGACCCCCGUCCCAUUGUCACAACUUCUCGCUCUCCUUCAGUUCGACUAGGAACCUUCGCUAAGGAAAUCCGGUUACUUCUUCCAACCUCAAUCCGUCUGAACCGUGGUAACCUGGUUCUCCCCGACCUCGUGUCGAGCGCAAACGCCGCAGCGCUCACUGAUAUGGUUCUCCUUCACGAACAUCGUGGUACUCCCACAGCGAUGACAAUAUCUCAUAUGCCUCAUGGACCGACCGCUAGUUUUUCUCUGCACAAUGUUGUUCUUCGUGCCGAUAUCCCCAAUGCCGCUCGUGGAACCGUAUCGGAGAGUUACCCGCAUCUGAUUUUCGAGGGCUUCCAGACGAAGCUAGGACUUCGUGUGGUGCAGAUUUUGAAACACUUGUUCCCCCCGCGCGAGGCUGGAAAGGUUGGAAACCGCGUCGUUAGCUUCGUCAACAAAGAAGAUAGUAUCGAGGUCCGACACCACGUUUUCGUUAAAACCGGAUAUAAGGAUGUCGAGCUGGCGGAAGUUGGACCACGGAUGACCAUGAGAUUAUUCGAGAUUAGAGGAGGCUCCCUGGAGAAAGGUUCUAGUGGUGAUGUCGAGUGGGCACUCACCCAAUACACAAGAACUUCCAAGAAGAAGGAUUAUCUUUAGACAGUUUCAUCUUGUGUGUUGAGAGGGGGAAAAGUUUUUGGGUUGGCGCAUAUGGUGUUUGGGAGCAUUCCAUCAUUCCGCACUCCUGGUGACUAUUGUAUACCCAUCUGGAAUAAAAGAAGUACAUUUUAGUGUAUGAUUACGAUGAAAAUAUUUAUCUCAUAUGGUAUUCGGCAAGUCAAUUUCCAGCUCAUGUAACUAG